Molecule: messenger RNA, 3285 nt
Organism: Salvelinus sp. IW2-2015
Lineage: Eukaryota; Metazoa; Chordata; Actinopteri; Salmoniformes; Salmonidae
Biological process (GO): mRNA stabilization
Molecular function (GO): poly(A) RNA polymerase activity; RNA binding
Source: RefSeq, a predicted model, not a curated record
GGCAAGAUUUGUGAGUUGGAGGCAUCCUACAGCAUAUUCCAUAGAUGGUGCCUUGUAUCCUGCUGAGGCACUAUCUUAUGCUUAGUAGUACCAACACACCUAUUUUAAUUUGGAAUGGUGCAAUCUGUGCCUUUGGUGUCUCUUGUGUUUCAGAGUUGACAUUGACAUCCCCUGAACUCAAUGUGAAUGAAUGAUAGUAUUUCUUCACUUGUUGUAAAAUGCAUUAGAAUCUUUCCCAUUGAACACACAUUUUGUGGCAUGAAAUUACCCAGCUUCUUCCAAAUACAAUAUUGUGUCCUUUUGCAGGUAAACCCAAGAUAAUGGAGCUCCAAAUGGAUAGAAGAUUCCACAACUUGACCCUGGAGCAAGUCCAGACUCUGGACCAGGUGUUGACAGAGGUGAUCCACAUCCACGGCCGAGGGAACUUCCCCACCCUGGAGGUGAGACCCAAGGACAUCAUCCACGUAGUGAAGGACCGGCUAGUGGAGAGGGAGAUCAGGGUCAGGGACAUCCGCCUCAAUGGCUCCACCGCCAGCUAUGUGAUGGUCAGGGACAACGGCACGGGCUACAGAGACCUGGACAUCAUCUUUGGAGUGGAGCUGCCCAGACAGGAGGACUUCCAGGUUAUCAAGGAGGUGGUGCUGGGCAGCCUGCGUGACCUCCUUCCCCGUGGGGUCAACAGACGCAAGAUCACCUGCCUCACCAUGAAGGAGGCCUACGUACAGAAGAUGGUCAAGGUCUUCAAUGAGCACGACCGCUGGAGCCUAAUCUCACUGUCCAAUAACAGGGGUAAGACUGUGGAGCUCAGGUUCGUAAAUUCCCUGCGACGACAGUUUGAAUUCAGUGUGGACUCCUUCCAGAUUAUAUUGGACCAUAUGCUGGAGUCAUAUUGGGAGACUGAGAGGAGGCAAGAGGGUCAGUGUGAGGGAUUGGAGUUACACAAUGGCAAUGUGUUAUAUCUGGAUAGAGGGGCAGAGAAAACCAUAAUGGAACCCCAGUACCCUUCCACCUCUGUGAAUCUAAAAGAAGAUAAAGACAAUGACUCAAUGAUGACACACUUCACUGACAGUCUGUGCCACAGUGAAGAGGUUAUUGUUCAAAAGGAAGAAUCAUCGCAUCCUAUGGAUGUGCAUGCAACUGGAAUGCAAGAGGAACAGGAAGUGUUAGAGAAAGCAGAGCUAGACCUGGGAUCUCUGGAGGACGAGGAAGAGGUAGAAGAGGAGGUGGUGGUAACGGUUGAUACAGUAAAAAUACAAUUUGUUCAGAAUACAGAUUACCUCUCAGUUAUAUCCUCCAAAACAAUGACAGAAGAGAUGGAACCUCUGGUGCCAAAUACAUCUGUAGACCCUCAAAAUAACACAGAGGAGUCAUUAAUUUCUGAGUCAAAAGACAUCAAUUCAUCCCCCAUGUUGCUCACAGCGAACUCAGCACUGCAACAAGAGCAAGCUCAACUUCAGGUGAUACUUCAAUCCACAUCCCAAGACUGCACUGCUGUCACACAAAACAUACACCUUGAACAUGCAUUCCUUCCCCCAGCCAAGAAAACCUAUGACACAUCCCAGCAAGUUGUCCCUGACUUUUGCCCCUCACCUAAAUCUCUAAGGAAGAUGUCACGAAAGAUGAGCAGCACUUCAUCACUCCCUGAAAAAUGGUCUUUGUUAAAAGAUCUGUCAGAUCUUACAACACAGCUGUUUGAGCCUAUAGAAAUACUCCCAACAAUACAACCAAAUCCCUCUUUAAUAGACACUGAUCAAGGCCAUUAUUCAUCCUCCUCAGGGUCCAGACAGAGGAACUUAGAGAGCACUAAAACACUCACAGAUCACCUUACUCCAGCUGUUUCAUCCCAAGAUAAAAACAUAUCACCCCACAACAUAGAACAAAUAGUCAGAGUGAAAUACUCAAAAAAGCCUCCCGACUCAGAAGUUARUCAGGAAUCAGUGUCCCUUCAAACCACAGGGGACAGAGUCCCAGAGUCUGAGCCUGCUGCUGCUCAGGAACCAGGGCCACCAGACACAACCACAGUCUUUCCAGGGCCAAGCUCGGCCUUAAAAGACAGGGUCAGCAUCACUGUGGUAGCAGAGUGCAUGUACGGUGACUUUGAGCAAGCCAUGGAUCACCUGCGCUUCCGACUCAUUGCCACCCAUAACCCAGAGGAGAUCAGAGGAGGUGGACUUCUGAAGUACAGUGACCUGCUCGUGAGGAACUUCAGGCCAGCCAGUGAGACAGAGAUCAAGUCCCUUGAGCGUUACAUGUGCUCCCGCUUCUUUAUUGACUUUCCUGACCUCAGCGAGCAGCAGCGCAAAAUCGAGGCCUACCUGCGCUGCCACUUUAUUGGCGACGAGGAGAUGAGCAAAUAUGACUUUCUGAUGACCCUGCGUCGGGUGAUAGAUGAGAGUACAGUGUGUCUGAUGGGACAUGAGCGGAGGCAGACACUCAAUAUGAUCACUGUGCUGGCUCUGAGGGUGCUGGGGGAACAGAAUGCCAUUCCCAAUACUGCCAACGUCACCUGCUUCUACCAGCCUGCACCUUACAUGGCUGACCCCAUAUUCAGCAGCUACUACAUUCCCCAGGCAGCACAGCCCCCCCUCCUUUACCACCCCUACCCUUUACAUGUCCACAUGCAGACCGGCCUGGUGUAGGUCCCAGCAUGUGAGUGGGGGAGAGCAUGCAGGCUGCGUUCUAUAUGGUUCUACUCUGUAACCAGAGGCACAAAAUAGAUUUUAAAAAGAAAACAGGCUGCAUGAGCACAGUUUGUUCAAUGCUUUGAAAAGACACUGCCUAUGAUGUGAGAGACAGUGGACACAGAAUAGGGAGGAUUGGAGUUCUUUAGAUAAAGGCUGGCCACCACGACACCGUACAUUUUUGUUUUGAAUGGGAGAGAGAAUAGCUGUGAGGGAAAAUGUCAGAGGGAAAGAACCGUUUACAUGGUUGUUUCAGCUGCAUCAGCAGGGCAGGCAGGCAGGCUUUGGCCGUGUUCAAGAGCAUACAAUCUGUGAUGCAUUGUGGGUAAAUGUUGACUGAAUGAUUUACAAAUAAUAAUGAGUAGGUAUUUAUGAUGCAAAAUUAGUUGUAGAUCUGUCGGCUGCAAUGUCAAACAAGUCCUUUGUCACCUUCCUGUGACGGGGGAUCCUAGAUUGUCAAUUAAUGAGAAAGUUGUUUAACAUCACAGAAAUACUGUAUGAAGUGUAAACCGAGCGUUUCUUAUAUUAUUAACUGGGUGGUUCGAGUCCUGAACGCUGAUUGGCUGACAGCCAUGGUAUAUCAGACCAUAUACCACAGGUAUGA